This is a messenger RNA of Eimeria tenella, 2274 nucleotides long. RefSeq names its product X-Pro dipeptidyl-peptidase domain-containing protein, putative. Lineage: Eukaryota; Apicomplexa; Conoidasida; Eucoccidiorida; Eimeriidae. The record is from RefSeq and is a predicted model, not a curated record. The coding region runs from base 1 to 2274 and encodes 757 amino acids. Gene Ontology annotation, molecular function: dipeptidyl-peptidase activity. The transcript has 9 exons.
AUGACAGCAGCAGUUAACAGUGUUCAGUUCCAUGACGACAAAAUUAAACUCGACGAACAAACAGAAGCAGCAGCAGCUUCCUUCGGAGUCACGCAAGACAUCAUGCAGAAACUCGCGGAAAAAAAGGUCAGUUUGCUGGCGGUGGGCGGCUUCUGCGACUCGGCGACAGCCCGCGGCGCUAUUCGGCUUUUCUCGUACAUGAAGGAGCACGCGCCGGAAAGUCGGCCGCAGCUCAUCCUCGGGAACUGGAGCCACGGAGGGAGGCGCAGCUGCGACCCCUUUGGAGGAUCUUUUUCUUGUUUUGAAAAUGAUUUAUAUAAAACCAUUCUUCGCUUCUUCGACUGCAAACUUAAAAACAAAUGCUGGGGCGGAGCCGAAGACGAACUUCCCGUCCAUUACUGGCAGCAUAGCUACAGCAGAGCUGCAGCAUUGCUGCAGCAGAGCUGCAGCAGGACUGCAGCAGAGCUGCAGCAGGACUGCAGCAUGGCUCAGCAGAGCUGCAGCAGAGCUGCAGCAGAGCUGCAGCAGAGCUGCAGCAGAGCUGCAGCAGCAGAGUGCGCAGCAGCUGCUGCUGCGGGUUGGGGUGUACAGACAGCGGAAGAACUAUCCUCUGCUGCAGCAGAAGGCCUCGAAGUCUUGGGGCUGCAUGCGCAUGCAGACGGGCUGGAGCAUGCGCUGCACGACAUAACACAGCGUGUGCAACUUUACGCAAGUUUGCUGCAGCUGCAGGAGGAGGCGGACGGGGCUGCGGAGGAGGAGGAUCCCGCUGCAGCAGCAGCAGCAGCAGCAGCGCCGACGGGCGCGGCAGCAGCAGCAGCAGCAGCAGCAGUGACGCCCCUGAAGGCGCUCUUCGGCCUCCCCAAAGACCCCAAGCGAAAGCCCUCAAGGCUCUCGCGAUUAAUUGCUGCUUUUGUUGCAGCACUUUCUUUAAAAAGAAUUCAAAGCAGCAAAACAAAUCCCAAAAGCAGCAGCAGGAUGCAGCAGCUGAAGCAGCUCUUCAAGAACGACAGCAACGCCUACCUGAUGACUACAGAAGCAGCAGCCAGCUCGCCAGGGUAUCUUGACUACGAAGUUGAAUAUUUGUCGUCGAGCGGGCUGUACUCGCGGUGGACAAUAGCGCAGCACCCGUUUCGGCUGUCGGUGAACUACGGGAAUCGUUUAUACCCUAAAAGAGAGUUUCCGUCGUUCAGUUUGACGGUGGUUCCCUCGCUGCCGCCAGGAGAGCCUUCCGGGGCUGCUUCCGUGCUGCAGCUGCUGCUGCUGCCGGAGAAAAACGGGGCAAACGCGCAGCAAAACCGGCGAGAAAGCGCGGAAAACGCCGCCCAGCCCCCCCGCAGCAGCCUCUACCUGCAGCAGCAGCAGCAGCAGCGCGCCCAGCCGCUCUCCUUCCUCUCCCCCCCGCUGCUGCUGCCCACGGACUUCGUCGGCAGCGCCUUUCUCCAGCUUUCCAUUCAAGUUUUCAACUGCAACGAACUGACUCUGUUCGCCUACUUGGAAGACGUGGACCUCCUCACGGGAUACGCCCACUACGUCACCGAGGGCCAGGUUGUGGCUUCGAACCGUCCGCUGCAAGUCCGGAGCGACCUGCCGGUGGGCGCGUACGGGCGGGUGGAGCGGACCUUCAACAGGAAGGAAAACCGGCCGAUCGACGAACGCGGCGAAACCGUCGACGUUUCCCUCAACUUCGAACCCAACGCCUGGACCUUCCGCCCCGGACACUCCCUCCGGCUUGUUCUCACGGGCAGCGACUUGGGAAACUUCCGGCUGCCGGUGGGGGCGGAGGCGCUGCUGCCUGCGGAGUGGCGGCUGCUGACGGGCUCCGCGCUGCUGUCCGUUCCCGCCCGGGUGCGGGGCGGGGGCAGCAGCGCAGCAGCAGCGCCUCGCACUUGGAACGCAGCGCGAGCAACAAUCGCCGCGGAACGGCUUCCCCUCGGCGCGCCGGGCCCCGGGGGCCCCGGGCCCUCACCGGGCCCGGGGGCCCCUCGAGGGCACCGCGGGGCCCCUGGGGCCCCUACAGGGCGCCGCGGGGGGCCCCCGCAGGCGCCGCGGGGGGCCCCCGCGGGACCCGAACGGGCCCCCGAAGAGACCGGGGCCCUUGGGCGCCCCCAAGAGGAGCUCUUGGGGAAGCUGCGGACCCCAGGGGCCCCCAAACGGACCCCGGGGGGCCCCCAGGGGCCCCCAGGGGGCCCCCGGGGGCCCCUUGGGGGGCCCCCGGGGGCCCCCAUGGGGUCCGGUUCGAGGAAGGAAGAAGCUGGUUUGGGGUUUCGCCUUUGA